AGUGAGAUUUGAUGGGUUUGGCAGAAACCUCCCUGUAGACUGUGGGUUUCCCUGACUGCUAGGAGGAGUCUUCCUGCAGAACAAGGGAGGCACUUCUGGGCUUAGCCAUAGAGAAUCCACUCCCUACUCAUGUUUCUUGAAGCUUACAGAGACCUGGUCUUCAUGUGUUCAACCUUCCAACCCCAGGCCUUGGUUUCCCCAUAUGAAUGCUCAGGCUUUCCCUGAGUCCAGUAGGAGAGCAUUGGCUAACCAAGAUGACUGUCUUUCAACAAAAACAAGUGCCAUCCCCCAUCUGAUUGCAUGCUUGUUGUUAGAUAUGGACUUUAGCUCCAGGCCUUAACCCUCAUAACAACAGGACAAACAUUGUCUGAAACCGGAACCGUUUACCCUUCUUCCACCCACGGUUUGCGCACAAAGCAGGAGCAAAACAAACUUAUUUUGAACACUGGGCUCCUAGCACGCCGCGCUGGCAAUCAUUAACUUUCUAGUCCAAGUGGAGUGAACCGCGCCCUUUAUAAGGCAAGGGCUGCACCCAGCAAGCAUCGUGCACUGCCCACGGCGACUCAGAAUUGGACACCUAUCAAGCCACUGCCAGCUGCCCAGAGAGCAUUGACCACCGUGCCGCUGCUACCUGCCCAGAGAGCAUCGUUCACUGCCUGCUACCCUCACUUUGCUAUGCCUGAGGUCCCAGCUGCCGGCCUCUGGCCGUUCCUGCUCCUGCUGGCUGUCCAGGUCAGCACGGUUGCCAGCUCGACUCAACCCUGGCACUGUGCGCCCUGCUCCGCAGAGAAGCUCGCGUUCUGCCCACCAGUGCCUUCCUCGUGCCCGGAACUCUCCCGGCCUGCUGGCUGCGGCUGCUGCCCUAUGUGUGCCCUGCCUUUAGGCGCUGCCUGCGGCGUGGCCACUGCACGCUGUGCCAGGGGACUCAGCUGCCGUGCACUGCCGGGAGAACCUCGGCCCCUGCACGCUCUCACCCGGGGUCAGGGCGCCUGCGUGCCUGAGCCUGCCACCCCCACCGCGAGUGGACUCUCCAGCAUUGAAAAAGAAGAAGCGAAGGCCUCCAUGGUCCCCGAGAGAGUGCCUCCUGAGAGUGCGGAGAUGACUGAAGAGCAGCUAUUAGAGAAUUUCCACCUAAUGGCCUCCUCCAGCGAGGACCAGCCCAUUCUUUGGAAUGCCAUCAGUACCUACAAAAGCAUGAGGGCCCGUGAGAUGGCCGACAUAAAAAAAUGGAAGCAGCCUUGCCGACGAGAACUCUACAAAGUGCUGGAGAGAUUAGCUAAGGCACAACAGAAAGCAGGAGAAGAAAUUUACAAAUUUUAUCUGCCAAACUGCAACAAGAAUGGAUUUUAUCACAGCAAACAGUGUGAGACAUCGCUGGAUGGAGAGGCAGAACUGUGCUGGUGUGUCUACCCUUGGAGUGGGAGGAGGAUCCCGGGAUCUCUGGAGAUCAGAGGGGACCCCAACUGCCACCAGUAUUUUAAUGUGAAAAACUAAAAAUAGAUGCUGCAGAUGUUCUUUCACAUGAAGUAUUUAAGUAUAUAGCAUAUUUAUACUCUAGGACAUACACACAUUUUUAUAUAUGUGUAUAUGUAUAUAUAUAAGGACUACUUUUUAUACUCCACAUAUUCCUUGAUAUAUAAAACUGGUUUAUAUUUAUUCACUGUAAGUUUAUUUUUUUCUACACAGUAUCUUGUGCUAUAUUAAUUUGUAUAUCAUGAAACACUUCUCAUCACCUUAUGUGUAAAUACUAUAUUUCAGUUCUUCAAAAGCUCAUGCUUCUGUUUAUAAAGAGCAUAGAGGGCUACUAUCUAGAAGAUGCAGAAGCAAAUAGAAGGCAGUGGUCUUCCAAGUGGUUUAAAGGACAGUCAACCUGUAUUUAAGAAUGAUUUACUUGGCACAUACCACGGAUCCAUGUCUGAUGUAGAUUUUCAUGGAAAGUUGAAAAGUUAAAAUGUUGAGUAUAUAAUCAAAGCCAGACGUGGUGAUGUUGCUCCAUGUAAAAAAUGUGCAUUGGAUACAUUGUUAAAUACACAACAGAACAUUUGGAAUAAAUAUUCUGCAUGAAAAUA
Ictidomys tridecemlineatus (thirteen-lined ground squirrel) is the source of this 2069-nucleotide messenger RNA. RefSeq names its product insulin like growth factor binding protein 1 (gene Igfbp1). Gene Ontology annotation, biological process: regulation of insulin-like growth factor receptor signaling pathway. Gene Ontology annotation, molecular function: insulin-like growth factor II binding; insulin-like growth factor I binding. The record is from RefSeq and is a predicted model, not a curated record. NCBI's taxonomy places the organism in Eukaryota, Metazoa, Chordata, Mammalia, Rodentia, Sciuridae. Gene Ontology annotation, cellular component: extracellular region.